Messenger RNA from Adineta steineri, 291 nucleotides. The record is from the annotation of a GenBank genome assembly. Lineage: Eukaryota; Metazoa; Rotifera; Eurotatoria; Adinetida; Adinetidae.
AUGCUUGAUGCUGAAAUUGGUGGUGCAUCUACUGGAUUUCAUUAUAACCCACAAUAUAAUAUGCGACGAGCUUCUGGUCGACCUGAUGUUUAUCGUACACAAUUUGGAUCGUUAAGUGCUGAUGAAUAUCUUACACCAAUGUUACAACCACCACAACGCAAUGAUCAUAACAUAGCACGACGUCUUUCUAGAAAUUCGUUUCUCAUUCCUCCACAAACAUUUAGUCGUCAAGGAACAGACGGUAUGUUGAUUAAUAAUAUACUUAUUUAUAUUCUUCAAAGAUCUAGAUAA